CCCUUGCUGCCUGCCUGACCGUGCGCGGCAGACAGAAGCGGUACGAUACCAUGCUCCGUCGGACAGAGUGGGACAGACGCGUUCAAACAACAUGCGUAGAGAUGCAGUUCUCCCAGCAGCGCUAGGGUAGGUCUCACGCGAGUCAGAGCCGUUUUUACAGUUGUGUCUUCUCUGAUCUCUUCUCCGGAACGCACACGCGAGCUGUCGUCGUCGUCGUCUCCACGUCCGCGCGUACGUCGUUGUUCGAAUCGAUUUUUAACCGAGGGCGCAGCCAUCUUACGGGGUGUAAAACAGCAGCAGUGGCGCUCACGUCAUUUUGAAGGUGUGCAAAAGGGUUUCGAAUGAUCGAUAGUGGCGGUCGAUUAACAACAGUGUGUGAACAAAAGCAAGCGUUACUAGCAACUCGGUCGGGUGUGUGACUUAGCAGCAGAGUUGGCUCGUUUUGCGGAAGUUGAAAGUUCGGUAAAUCGGACAGUGCAGUGAAAACUACAAAUAUGAAAGCCAUCACGACAAUGUGUGCAAAGAAUGGGAGUGCUUCGCUGCCGGCAGUCGCGACUGGCCGCGUACAGCGUCACCGCGACGGUGAAAACGACGAAAUCAAGCUGUACCUAUCGAAACUGCGCGAGCUCGUACCGUUCAUGCCGAAAAACCGCAAGCUGACCAAGCUCGAGGUGAUCCAAAAUGUAAUCGAUUACAUCUGUGAGCUGCAGAAUGCACUUGACUCGCAUCCCGCGGUCAACAGCUUUGACUCGUUGGCGGUUCUUCAGCAUCAGCAGCAACAUCACCAGCAGCAGCAAACAGCAUAUUCGGCCGAAUCAAUCGAAUCCAUUCCUCCGGCGCCAGCGUCCAGACAACCACUGGCCACCAUCUUGAGCAGUACUGGCAACGUUUCCGGAUCGAAUAUCAACGCUGUCGGCGACGGAUUACAGCAGCCUUGAUGGCGAACGGCAGCUGUUACUCACCUACCCACCACGGUACACCACCAAGGGGCCGUUUGUGCUAUCGGAGGGCAGCGCUCCGUCGCACGAACCAGUCCCAAAUUGGCUUACACCAUCUGUGAUAUUACGUCGACGGCCAGCAGGACGACUAUACGCGAUUGAAGGCCCUGCACCACCCUUCGGCCCAAGGCGUAUUGACCGUGCUCAUGCUCAAACUCUUCAUUCUGCGGACGGGAUGACACGGAUCUGCAGCGUCGACACGGUGCUAACAAGCGAUUGCCAGGGCUGCGCUGCGGCAGGAUCUCAUCUCAGGCGGAUGCUCCGGCUCCCAGCGAAUUGCAGUUGCGUUUGCUGUGAACUGCGCCACCCUGCAGGGCUCGUUGCUGUGUAGCUGCCGCCGUAACAGUGUAGUAGUGUUUAAUGUGUUUCGGUAUCAUCCCAGCGAUGCAAUGCUCCAUGAUUCGGAGCGCUGGGUUUGGUUGAAGAAUGUAUAUUUAAAAUAAAUAACGUACUUAACACCUGA
Anopheles stephensi (Asian malaria mosquito) is the source of this 1461-nucleotide messenger RNA. RefSeq names its product protein extra-macrochaetae (gene emc). The transcript is spliced from 2 exons. Gene Ontology annotation, biological process: circadian regulation of gene expression; negative regulation of transcription by RNA polymerase II; cell differentiation. The record is from RefSeq and is a predicted model, not a curated record. NCBI's taxonomy places the organism in Eukaryota, Metazoa, Arthropoda, Insecta, Diptera, Culicidae. Gene Ontology annotation, molecular function: protein dimerization activity; transcription regulator activity. Bases 495 to 938 code for a protein of 147 amino acids. Gene Ontology annotation, cellular component: nucleus; cytoplasm.